UCAUGGACUUGUGUCCAUCCUUGGGGUGGGGAGCUGUACCUAUGUUUGUAUUCACAGGGUAGGGCAUCUGAAGGAAGGUGUGCGGGUGAAGCUGAGAGGGAGAGGGGGCUUGUUUGUGCAGAUGGAAUCUGUGGGCCUGGGGUGGGGGGAGGGAGCAAGGGUGCAGCAGGAGUGAGAGUGUGUGGCAGGCAAGAGCAGGCUGAGCCCCCUCCACCCCUCCACUUCCAGGUCAGCCAGAACAGCCUCACCAUGCUGUCCUCACCAUCGCCGGGCCAGCAGGUGCAGACCCCGCAGUCGAUGCCCCCUCCCCCCCAGCCGUCCCCGCAGCCUGGCCAGCCCAGCUCGCAGCCCAACUCCAACGUCAGCUCCGGCCCUGCCCCUUCCCCCAGUAGCUUCCUGCCCAGCCCCUCACCGCAGCCCUCCCAGAGUCCAGUGACGGCACGCACCCCGCAGAACUUCAGUGUUCCCUCCCCGGGACCUUUAAACACCCCUGUGAAUCCCAGCUCGGUCAUGAGCCCAGCUGGCUCCAGCCAGGCUGAGGAGCAGCAGUACCUGGACAAGCUGAAGCAGCUCUCCAAGUACAUCGAGCCCCUACGCCGUAUGAUCAACAAGAUCGAUAAAAAUGAAGACAGAAAAAAGGAUCUGAGUAAGAUGAAGAGCCUUCUGGACAUUCUGACAGAUCCCUCUAAGCGGUGCCCCCUGAAAACACUCCAGAAGUGUGAGAUUGCCCUGGAGAAGCUCAAGAAUGACAUGGCAGUGCCCACGCCCCCACCACCCCCGGUGCCGCCAACCAAGCAGCAGUACCUGUGCCAGCCACUCCUGGAUGCCGUCCUGGCCAAUAUCCGCUCACCUGUCUUCAACCAUUCCCUGUACCGUACAUUCGUGCCAGCCAUGACGGCCAUCCACGGCCCACCCAUUACGGCCCCGGUGGUAUGCACUCGGAAGCGUAGGUUUGAAGACGAUGAACGGCAGAGCAUUCCUAACGUGCUCCAGGGGGAGGUGGCCAGAUUAGACCCUAAGUUCUUGGUGAACUUGGACCCAUCUCACUGCAGUAACAACGGCACCGUCCACCUGAUAUGCAAGUUGGAUGACAAGGAUCUCCCGAGCGUGCCGCCGCUGGAGCUCAGUGUGCCUGCCGACUACCCCGCCCAGAGCCCACUGUGGAUUGACAGGCAGUGGCAGUACGACGCCAACCCCUUCCUGCAGUCAGUGCACCGGUGCAUGACCUCGAGGCUGCUGCAGCUCCCGGACAAGCACUCGGUCACAGCCCUGCUCAACACCUGGGCGCAGAGCAUCCACCAGGCCUGCCUCUCCGCCGCCUAGCCACCCACCCACUGGGGACCACGGGGAUAGCCGGCAGCCUUGUCGGGGCCACAGCGGACAUGCACCUCACGUUGGAUAUUUCUAGGUGUUGGCUCCCUUAGAGAACCUGGGCUUAGAUUAGCUUUCCUGCUUUUAUCUUCUGCCUUGGGGACCUGCCAAACAUUUUCCCAUACUUAUACGUGACUGGGGCAGGUGGCUGUGGAGCUGGCUGCUUCGUGGUGGGGUUGGGACUCCCCCACCCCCACUCCCCCCCGGGAGUCGGACAUGCCUCAGCCCUGUGUGCUCCUCCUUGGGCUGCUGUCCCCUUGGCUUCUCCAGGGCCCAUGUCCUUCCUCAGCAGCCUGGGGGAGAACUCCAGGUCUCGUUAGAGCCUCUUGUGUGUGUGCCAGAAAGCUUUUUGUUUCUGUAGGGGAACAUGGAGAGCAUAGGAAACCCUGAAAACACACACAGAAUUCUCUGGUCACAGUUUUGGGUUCAGACCCUUCCACCAUUGCCGUGGGGGGCACGCCACUGGGAAGCUCCUGGAUCCAAGGGCCGCUGGCUGCGUCUCAGAAGGAAAGUCGGCCAGCAGGCAGUUGUGAAUCCCCUGCCAUCACCUGGGACUCAUACCUCAUGGCAUUCUCCCUUUAAGCCAUGGGGGUCUGCUCAGCACUGUGGGGGUGCCUAGGGAGCAGGGACACCUGAGUGGAUCCUGUACCUGGCACCGUGCCCACUCACUGGGCACUUGGGCCUGUUCUUGGGUCAGGGCAGCAUCCUCAGGACCUGGCGUCAUCAGAGCUGCUCCAGAGAGUGAAAGCUCCCUGACAGGGCAUCAGCCCUCUGGCAAUGAGAGGUUUCCCCUUUUGUAUGUGCACUACCGUGUCAUCUGUGGUUCUUAUAAUAAAUUUAUUAUUCCUGUG
Panthera uncia (snow leopard) is the source of this 2222-nucleotide messenger RNA. RefSeq names its product mediator of RNA polymerase II transcription subunit 15-like. NCBI's taxonomy places the organism in Eukaryota, Metazoa, Chordata, Mammalia, Carnivora, Felidae. The annotation marks the transcript as partial. The transcript is spliced from 9 exons. The record is from RefSeq and is a predicted model, not a curated record.